AUGGGCUGGUUCUGGGGUGGUUCGAACGACAACGACCCGGUCAAGAAGAUUGACCCCGGUCUCCGAGAGUAUCUCGAGCAUGAAGCUCCGCAAAAAUACGUGCCCGCGCAGAGCCCUCCGACGGUAGAAAAGCCGACUCAGUCGUCGAAAACUGUACCAGCCGACCAGAGCGGCUCAUCUACGCCCGCCGUCCCAUCAAAAUCGCUAUAUCCCGAUGGCCGUUACGCCGAUCUAUGGAAAACCUACAAGCCGCCCGUCGACGAUGCCCUGGUCAUUGGAGGCAAAGAACACAAUCUAUCGGCCGCGCAAGGGGUGCAGCAGAUGAACGAUCGGCGCAAACAACGUCGCGAUACGAUAGGAAGAGUAGCGGCUGAGAAUUGUGCGGUGGAGCGGGAAAAUGCGUACCGCUGUUUUGAGAAGGGCACCUUUUGGGAGCGGAUGAAGACCCGGUCGAUGAUGGGCCAAGAAGAGAACAAGAUAUACAAUCGCUGCUAUGCUACUCAAGCUAAAUUCCUCCAAGCACUAGGAUACGCAGCUUCACCGGAUUGGGACGAGGAGAGGGAGGAACGGAUCCAGAUGCACGCCGACAAGCUAUAUCACCAGAUGCUUGAGUACGAGAACCGCGUCAAGGAAGCUGAGGCUGCUGGUCUAGAGCCGCCGCCUCUCACUUCCCUCUUUAACCCUGGGGCGGAGACCGUCAAGCACACCGAGAAGGGGUCGACGACCGUGGAGAUUCCAGGAGGACAGGCGGUUCCCGCAGGCUUCCACCCGGUGAAACCCUGGGAACAGCUCACUCCUCACGAGCGAGAGCUGGAACUCAAGAGUCACUAUGCAGAGUUAGAGUCGGAGCGGGUGUAUGUCGAGGCAACGGCCCCGUAUGUCAAGGCCCAGGACGAAGCUCGGGCAAAGCGUCGGGAGAAGGCUGUCAGCUGGUUUGGGGAAACGGUGGGAAAAUGGAUCACAUAG
Molecule: messenger RNA, 966 nt
Organism: Aspergillus calidoustus
Lineage: Eukaryota; Fungi; Ascomycota; Eurotiomycetes; Eurotiales; Aspergillaceae
Source: the annotation of a GenBank genome assembly